Messenger RNA from Syzygium oleosum, 1816 nucleotides. RefSeq names its product adenine/guanine permease AZG2. Gene Ontology annotation, biological process: transmembrane transport. Gene Ontology annotation, cellular component: plasma membrane. Gene Ontology annotation, molecular function: purine nucleobase transmembrane transporter activity. The transcript has a single exon. Bases 1 to 1635 code for a protein of 544 amino acids. The record is from RefSeq and is a predicted model, not a curated record. Lineage: Eukaryota; Viridiplantae; Streptophyta; Magnoliopsida; Myrtales; Myrtaceae.
AUGGGAGGUGAAAUAUGUGGAAGAAUGGGAAGUGGGCUCUGUGUAGGGUUGAGGAAUUCGUGGAGAAACAUGGAGAGAGGCCUCAACGAAGCCGUUUCGAGGAGCCGGGUCGGCAGAUACUUCAAGCUCGAAGCGAGGAAGAGUUGCUUCACGAGAGAACUCCGUGCGGGUACCGCCACUUUCCUCACCAUGGCUUACAUAAUUUCGGUGAAUGCCACCAUCCUCACCGAUUCGGGCGGGCGGUGCUCCGCCGCGGACUGCACCGUCCCCGGGAGCCCCGGCUGCACGCUGAAGCCCGACCCCGGCUACGAGAACUGCCUCAGCAAGACCCAAAAGGACCUGGUCGUGGCCACCAUUUUGUCGUCCAUGAUCGGUUCGUUGGCCAUGGGGUUAUUGGCCAACCUCCCCCUGGGGCUUGCCCCGGGUAUGGGCCCGAACGCCUACUUGGCCUACAACUUAGUGGGUUAUCAUGGAUCCGGGCCCGUCUCAUACCAGACCGCCCUUGCCGUGGUGCUCGUCGAGGGUUGCGCCUUCCUCGCCAUAGCCGUUCUCGGGCUCCGGGCAAAGCUCGCGAGGCUCAUACCCCAUCCGGUUCGACUGGCUUGCUCGGCGGGCAUCGGCCUUUUCAUCGCGUUCGUCGGCUUGCAACUGCACCAGGGCCUGGGCCUCGUCGGGCCUGACCCGUCCACAUUGGUGACCGUCACGGCCUGUGCAACCACAAAUCCGGAGACCGGUGAGUGCAUUGGAGGCAAGAUGGGGAGCCCCACAUUUUGGCUGGGCUCAGUUGGGUUCCUGGUAAUUUCUUUGGGGCUGAUUAAAAAUGUCAAAGGCAGCAUGAUCUAUGGCAUUGUUCUUGUGACAGUCAUCUCUUGGUUUAGAGGCACCGCCGUUACAUACUUCCCACACACCGCGCUGGGUGACGAAAGAUUCAAUUAUUUCAAGAAAGUUGUGGACUUUCAUAAAAUUAAGUCCACGGCAGGCGCCAUAAGCUUCGCGAAUUUCAACCAGACCGAAGUCUGGGUGGCUCUAAUAACACUACUGUACGUCGAUGUCCUCGGUAUCACCGCGGCAUUGUACACGAUGGCCGAGCUCGGGGGCUACGUUGAUGAUCGGGGCGGCUUCGAGGGAGAGUACUUAGCGUACAUGGUCGAUGCCGGCGCCACCGUAGUGGGGUCAUUGUUAGGGGUCUCGCCGAUCGCAACGUUUGUGGAGUCGUCAGCGGGGAUAAGGGAGGGGGGUCGGACCGGGCUGACGGCGGUGAUUGUUGGGCUCUAUUUCUUGGCAUCACUGUUCAUCACACCCCUGUUGAGCAGUGUCCCUCCAUGGGCCAUAGGCCCAUCACUGGUCACGGUCGGGGUGUUGACGAUGAAGGUGGUGAGGGACAUAAAUUGGGAGAAUCUGAAGGAGGGAGUGCCUGCAUUUGUGACCAUCAUUCUCAUGCCCUUGACCUAUUCAAUAGCCAAUGGGAUCAUUGGCGGGAUUGGGGUUUACGUUGCUCUAAGCUUGUACGACAUUGUGAAGGGGGUUGUUGGGGGGUUGAUGAAGAUGAGGAAGAUGGUGGUCAAGGAGCAAAAUCAAGUGUCGGCAUCGGCUGGCGGGGAAGCGGAAGCGGAAGCCGCCCACGAAAUGACCUGAAUCUGUAAAGAUGUUUCUUCGGAUGGACUGUUGGAUGGCUGUGGUCGUGAAAGUGAAGAUGGGGAUUAGAUGCACGAGUUGCCAUGAGAGAGAAGAGAGCAAAAAAGGAGCUAGUCAUGCACACACAAAAGGCUUGGCCUCUUGACAAUAUCAGUGCCUUUCAAGGCAACUCUUGCAUGUA